Messenger RNA from Eriocheir sinensis (Chinese mitten crab), 2459 nucleotides. Its product is annotated as mediator of RNA polymerase II transcription subunit 29-like. Gene Ontology annotation, molecular function: transcription coregulator activity; transcription factor binding. Gene Ontology annotation, biological process: regulation of transcription by RNA polymerase II. The transcript is spliced from 5 exons. The record is from RefSeq and is a predicted model, not a curated record. The coding region runs from base 353 to 1066 and encodes 237 amino acids. NCBI's taxonomy places the organism in Eukaryota, Metazoa, Arthropoda, Malacostraca, Decapoda, Varunidae. Gene Ontology annotation, cellular component: mediator complex.
AGAAAAAGUAAGAAAAAAAGCGAGAGGAGAGGAAGAAAAAGUAAGAGAGAUAAAACGAGAGGAGAGGAAGGAAAAGUAAGAGAGAAUUCGAGAGGAAAGGAAGAAUAAGUAAGACAGAAAACCAGAAGAGAGGAAGAAAAUAUAAGAGAGAAAACUAGAGGAGAGGAAGGAAGAGUAAGAGAGAAUUCGAGAGAAGAGGAAGAAUAAGUAAGACAGAAAACCAGAAGAGAGGAAGAAAAAGUAAAGCGAGAGUACAAGAGGAGAGGAGGGAGGAGUAAGAGGGAAUUCGAGAGGAGAGGAAGGAAAAAUCGCUAAAGUGAAGGGUCGAGGAAGAACCACCAAGGUGCCUACCAUGAUGCAGCAAACCCAGCACGGCGGGACCAUGACUGGGAUGGGCUCGCAACAAAACCAACAAAACCAGCAAACGCAACAAGACCAACAGGCGCAGCAGCAGGCACAGCAGCAACAGUCCCAGACACAAACAACGCAGCAGCAGACGCAGCAGUCACAGGCCCAACAAACGCAGCAGAAUCAGCAGCAACAGACAGCCCAGCAGCAACAACAGCAACAGCAACAACAGCAGCAGCAGCAACAGGAGGUUAAGCUGGACAGUAUAAGUCGAGUCAAGGGUCACUAUGGGCAGAUGAAGGACGCUUUGAUGGAAGCCCUCAGCUGUGUGGCAACAAAUGUGGGAAAUAACAACCAAGUGGAUCAAGGAAAUAGGAACGCUGGUGAGAUCCAACACGCAAAGUUUGAGGAGAGCAUCGAGAAGUUCUACACUCUAUGCGACCAGAUGGAGCUGAACCUUCGCACAGCCAUCGACAGCCAACUCCAGGCCAAGGCAUCGCAGCUUAACACCCCAAACCCCAUCAACAUUCCGCCCGUCGAGGUGCAAAAGUACAGCCACUACCUAGCCACAGUGAGGAACCAGGUGGUGUUCGCUAAGGACAUUCACACGGCCCUGGUGGAUGCUGCACGAAUGGCCACCAACACCAGCACCGUGGCCUCCUCCUCCUCCGCUAUCACCGCUGCAGCUUCUACGACAACUAUGGACGCUGCCAAUUGAUCCUUGCUUGGCUUCCAUAGCUUGUUGUAAUUGAUUGCGGUCGGGGAAGAAUAGCUUGGGUGGGGUAGAAAGUUUUUUGGGGAAUGGGAGGGUAGCGGAGAGUUGGUGUUUCAUGUGUGUGUGUGUGUGUGUGUGUGUGUGUGUGUGUGUGUGUGUGUGUGUGUGUGGACAGCCAAGUCAAUUAGAAAUAAAGGAAAAUCAUUCAGGUAAAAUAAAAAGAUGAGUGAAUAAAAGUCACAUGCUUAAAGAACAUGAAUUCUCCUGUUGACUAGCCAAUAGAAACAGCCAUGUACAGUGUUAAUAGAAGGAAGAACAUUUAAGAAUCAACUGCAUCACAAAGAUUUGCAAAAACAUUCAUAUAUCAUUCUGAAGUCACCGUCAUGAAGUUAAUCCAUUUCUCAGGGUCAGAGUGAGGAGUCAAAACGACCUUGUCAAAACCCACUAACAGAUGUAGCUCAAGAAAGGCAGAAAAUGUUUGUGUUAGAGAAAGGCAGACAAGCCAUUGUAAUGAGUACCACUGCUGUCCAGGCUACAGCCAGCACUACUAAUGUGUAUUCCAGCAAGAGAUAAAAAGAGUAGUAUUCACAAUGUACCAACAGUUUUGUCGAUACUGUUCCUGUAGGGGAUGUGUUUUAACAUGCUCGAUAUAUCUUCACCCACAAAAGAUGAAAAUGUAGCCAACUUUACUACUAGUGCAAAAGCUAAAGAAAGCAAAAAAGUUAUAUCGUCAUUAAUUUAUGAAGGUUGAGCGUGAAGCUGUAAUAUUUGUUUCCAGCAAAUUAGAACUUUUUGUUCAGAAAGAUUUACUUAUAUCAUAUUUUUGUACUAACAAAUAUAAAUUAAUUCCUAAAAAAUACAGUAGGAACAUAUAGAUACUAGUACUGACCAUAAGAAUAUAGGUUGAUAUAAAAAUCCCAUUCAUAAAUAAGAUAAUAUUGCCAUAGAAUUUGCUAAUAUUAGUUUACCCAUGACUACAAUACAGUUAUCUUAAAAGUAAGUUUGCAUUUGUAUACACUAAAAAUUAUAAUGACCUAUAAAGUAGAUUUGGUCCCAAGGAAAAAAAAAUAGAUUAGCUAUAGUUCUCUUGACAUAUUAUUGUUAAUCUUCAAAGUAUUAAAGUAGUAGAAAUGACUAAGAGCCUAAGUAGAGUAUGUUUCAAAUUACAAUAAGGAUAAAACCGUAGCUUGCUUGCUUAGGUAAUGUUAAUGGGAACCUGCUCAAUUAAGGUAUACUUCUACAGGUAAAUUAAUUUUUAGAAAAAGGCAGAAGUCACGGGUAUGUUUUGGAUUAGUAUUUUUUUCUAUAAAGAUUAAUGAGGUGAGAAUGAGAUAAGUGUGUGUGUGUGAGAGAGAGAGAGAGAGAGAGAGAGAGAGAGAGAGAGAGAGAGAGAGAA